This is a messenger RNA of Lindgomyces ingoldianus, 819 nucleotides long. RefSeq lists its product as uncharacterized. The record is from RefSeq and is a predicted model, not a curated record. NCBI's taxonomy places the organism in Eukaryota, Fungi, Ascomycota, Dothideomycetes, Pleosporales, Lindgomycetaceae. The transcript is spliced from 5 exons. Bases 1 to 819 code for a protein of 272 amino acids.
AUGCGGAAGACGCGAUCCGGGAAAGGCGCCAAUGCGAUACGUUCAAAAUCCACUCUUUGCCGGCAACAACCCGAUCGUAGGACGGGUCCCGCUAGAAGAAAAGCCACUGUGAAGAGAGCAAGACUCGACCUUGAGAUGCUCCAGGGAGAGGUAAGUGAGGGCGAGGGGGUUAUCAAAACAAAUUAUCCACCUCACACGAUCAGCACGGACAACAAUCUGCAAGAGUGGGAAGAGACAGAGAGAACACUAUCCAACUAUCACGGCCAUUCUUCGCCCAGCGACUUAGGAAGGGCAUUCAGCCCACCGCGUACGGAAGCGGCCCCGAUCGAAGAUACUAUACAUGAAGGUCAAUCAUUGGCCCUCCUCGGCUUUGCAGAAGUGACCGAGCCACCUACUGGGACAUCCCGUGAGGCUUUAGCACGUGAUGAUUCAAACACGGAGAACAUUCAAUCAGUCGUGAUCGAAAUUUCCCACGACCGACUAGUUGAGCUUGACGGCGAACGAAUAGUACCACUCCAAGCAGAGCAUGAAUUGCAAGAAGACCCCAUUCCUGGCAGUUCAUAUCGGAGAACGCAUCGUACGAGCAAGCGUAGCGAGCAUGGGACUUUGAUGCCUUGGGCAUCGCGCAAAUGCGAGGAGGAAUUUAUUACAAGAUAUGAAGAUAAAUUCGAGGCACUACAGAUGACGUGGUUCAACGUGGCUAGCCUCAGCGGUGAAGACGGAACGCUGGAAGCCUUGUUUAAUAAAUUUAAGGACUGCUUGGUUAAGAUGGGCAAGAAGAGAAAGAAUGAAGACACCUGUCGGAACGCCACAGCAUAG